Octopus bimaculoides (California two-spot octopus) is the source of this 2959-nucleotide messenger RNA. RefSeq names its product homeobox protein unc-42. Gene Ontology annotation, molecular function: RNA polymerase II transcription regulatory region sequence-specific DNA binding; DNA-binding transcription factor activity, RNA polymerase II-specific. The record is from RefSeq and is a predicted model, not a curated record. Gene Ontology annotation, biological process: regulation of transcription by RNA polymerase II. NCBI's taxonomy places the organism in Eukaryota, Metazoa, Mollusca, Cephalopoda, Octopoda, Octopodidae.
AUACAUAUCAACGUUUAGACACGCACACGCACACACACACACACACACAUAUAUAUAUAUAUAUUCAUACACGCAUGCACAAACACAUACGUAAAAUAUACAAACAGAUUAACAUUUCCGUACAUUGAGCAACACAAGUCAUAUAUAUUCCUGUGAGUGCGAGUGCGCGUGCGUGUAAGAUCGGUGGUUGUUUGCGAAGGAGAAGAAGAAGAAGAAGAAGAAGAAGAAGAAGAAGAAGAAGAAGAAGAAGAAGAAGAAGACGAAAGAGCUUUACCGCGCAGGUCGGCCACAGAUUGAACAACAUGUCUCCCGUGUAACGAUCGUCUGCUGGACAAGUCAUGUGAUAAAGAAGAACAGAGAAGAAGAUUAAGAUAGAAGAUAAAGAAGGGGAGAGAAAGUAAAGGAGGACAUUGGAUGUUGUUAUAUUAUUUCCGUGUGUUUCUCUCUACCUUACAAGUAUUUAUCUAUAGCAACGACGUUCUUUGUACCAAAUCGAAUGCAAACCUUAGCAAAGGCACAUUCAGGUCAAGAGGGAGCCUUCAAAAAAUUGAAGACUGAAGGUGGUACAGUGAGCAGCGGAAGUGCAGUGAGCAGUAUGGGUACAAGUUCAGGUCUAGGGAGUGGAGUACAGCACGGGAGUGCUACAACGGGCACAUGUCCAACACCGGCUCGACGGAGGCACCGGACGACCUUCACGCAAGAACAGCUACAAGAACUAGAGGCAGCCUUUGCCAAAAGCCAUUAUCCGGAUAUCUAUUGCAGAGAGGAAUUAGCACGAAUCACAAAACUAAACGAAGCCCGUAUACAGGUCUGGUUCCAGAACAGAAGAGCGAAAUACCGCAAACAAGAAAAACAGCUAGCGAAAUCUUUGUCGCCUGUCAUUCCAGCCUGUAACGGCAUGAUGCGGAAUAUAUACCCAACCUCAACUCGAACCUACGCCUACCCAACACCAUCCAGUGUUAACACAAUGACACGUUACCCUCAGAUGAACACUGCUUACCCCCCUGUCGCUCAGUUUUCACCCAUGAGCAGUAUGCAAACCACUAAUAUGACCACAGUUCCAAGACAAGUGCAACAGUUCCCUAUGACAUCCGACUAUAACCUGUACGUUUCGUUUCAGGAGAAUCACGAAGAUGACUGGUACAACAAAAGUCUGACUGCACUGCGCAUGAACAACACGCACCCGAGUUUGUCGAACCCAGUACUUCAGUACCAAGCCUAGAAACACACACACACACACUCUCACACAUGCACACACACACAUAUAAAUACUCACCUGCACACAUAUGUACAAUCUCUCUCUCUUCUCUCUCCCUCUCUUUCUCUCUGUUUUCCCAUCCCGAGGUUUACGUGUUCUCUUCAUCUAUAACAUCAAACACAGCCAGUGUAAUGCUUUCCUUCGCUAAAUACGUUUCAAUCAUUUUUUUUAUUUCUUUCUUUCUGACACAUUUUUCUUAUGUCAUAUUGUUUUGGAUUGCAUCAUGGGUAAAAAUUGAAAGCGAGGCCAAACUGCAGAAACAAAACAAAAUGUAUAAACAAAAUGUAUAAACAAAAUGUAUAAAUAAAUAAAUGACAAUAGCAAUUGGAAUGGAAUGUCCUGUAGGGCUUCUGCGGAAGGUCUGCCUCCCUUAGGGACAGGAAAGGUUAUCAGGAGGGUUUUAAGCACUUGAAAAAUAAUUGAAGGUGUAAAGGAAUACCUUAGGUUACAGGUAGUAACCAGGUAUCCACAUAAAGAAGUACGAAUAAGGAGAGGAAUAAGAACGAACCUGAGUCAAAUCAACGAUCAUAAUAAUAAUGAUAAUAAUAAUAAUAAUUGUAAUAAUAAUAAUGACGAUGAUGAUGAUGAGGAUGGGGUAUCACUUGAUAAUAAUAAUGAUUUCUAACAAUUUAUAACAACAAUAACAACGACGGUAAUGAUAAUAAUAAUAAUAAUAAUAAUAAUAAUAAUAAUAAUAAUAAUAAUAAUAAUAAUAAUAAUAAUAAUAAUAAUGAUGAUGAUGGUAACGAUAAUAAUAUUAAUAAUAACAAUCGUAAACCCUAAUGAAGCAAGUAAUAGUCAUAUGAGAUUAAUAACAAUAAUAGCAUAACUAUAAUCACUUAAAAUAAUAACGGAAGAAUGCUAUAGACUAUUAAAAUGAUGAUGAUGACGAUGACGACGGCGAUGAUUGUGAUGAUGAUGAAGAGGAUGAUAUUGCUCAUUAGCAUGAAAGAAAAUUUGAGAGGAUGUAUUAAUUGUCACUGAUAUUUGAGUGGUACCUACGAAUGAAAGAUGUUAUAACAAGAACACCACCACUAAUAAUAAUAAUAAUAAUAAUAAUAAUAAUAAUAAUAAUAAUAAUAAUAAUAAUAAUAAUAAUAAUAAUAAUAACAACUCCCACAUAAAGAAAGAAUAUGAUGGAAAACGUAAAACAAAAACUCACGAACAAAAAUUGGUAUAACACCCUCCCUUCGCAUGAACUACCCGUCAACCACCCGAAAUACCCCUUUAUAUAGCGCGGGGAGCGGAAUUAAAUAUAUAAAGGCUCUAUAUAAUGAGAGUAAGAAACACGUAUGAGAUUUUCAAGAAAUUGUUUAAAAAUGGAGGACGCACAGACAGACGCCAGCGCAAACGCGAAUACAUACACACACCUACAGAUGUACGCAUAAAAAUUCUAUUGGAGAGAAAAUAUGGAUAGGGAGAUAUACUACUUGAAAGUAUGGAUGAACAUAUUUAAGGAAACUGAAAUAAUGCCAAAUUUGAUAUCUAUUCUAGCUGGUGGGACAACAUUUCUUGGGUCUCACAUGACUCUAGACUGAUGAAGUGACCAAGAAUAUCACAAUGAUGACGAUGGUGGUGAUGAAGAUGAUUAUGUUGAUGACGACGACGAUGAAAAUGUUGACGAUGAUGACGAUGAUGAUGAUGGUGGUAAUGGUGAUGAUAAAGUAUAGAUAUAUUUUAUAAUUCUGCCUUGCUAUCGCA